Molecule: messenger RNA, 1932 nt
Organism: Cuscuta campestris
Lineage: Eukaryota; Viridiplantae; Streptophyta; Magnoliopsida; Solanales; Convolvulaceae
Source: the annotation of a GenBank genome assembly
CGAUCUCCAAGUGAUAGAUCUUUUUGUUUUUGCUGGUUUUGUUGCUAAUUGUUCCCGCCGGAGACGGCAUGGCUUAUGGGCUGUUAAAGUUUAGGGCGUUCAUUACGGCAUAGUUGCCAACUGUCUCCAUGUAGGCGUCUGGGAAAAGCCUCCCGCUGGUAAUCUCAGCCUUCUUCUUGGAUCGAUCGUCAAGGGGAAGCGGCGCAGGUUCCUUUUCCUGGAUCUGUAUUGUUCACUCUGGGAUCUCCAUCGUUACUUCUGGAUUAUUAGUCUUACUCGGGAAAUGGAGUUAUUGGAAUCUUGGCGGAGUCAUACAACAAGUGGGAACGUAGGGCUCCUCUAACACCAUCACAUUGUGCUCGACUUCUUGUUGAAGGCAGAGACAAACAUGGGAACGGAGUUGCUCGUAUAAUCGUACAACCCUCCAAUAACCGCAUUUUUCAUGAUGGAGAAUAUGAAGAAGCUGGCUGUGAACUAUCUAAGGACUUAUCAGAGUGUGGCCUUAUCUUGGGUAUUAAAAAACCAAAGCUUGAGAUGGUUUUACCUGAUAGAGCUUAUGCAUUCUUUUCACACACCCACAAGGCUCAGAAGGAAAACAUGCCUCUCUUGGACGAGAUUUUAGCCAAAAGGGUAUCUUUAUUUGACUACGAGCGUUUUGAUGGAGGGCAGAAAAAUCGAAUAAUUGCAUUUGGAAAAUUUGCUGGUUUAGCGGCAAUGAUUGAUAUUUUGAGUGGAUUAGGAAAACGAUACUUGAAUCUUGGAUAUUCAACACCAUUUCUUUCCCUGGGGUCGGCAUAUAUGUACACAAGUGUUGCUUCUGCCAAGAGUGCUGUGAUUUCCGUUGCAGAGGAGAUAGCAACUCAUGGUCUUCCUUCAGGAAUCUGUCCCAUUGUCUUUUCUUUCACUGGUGCAGGAAAUGCUUCUGUUGCUGCGCAAGAUAUCUUUAAGCUUCUUCCUCAUAGAAUGGUUGAGCCAAACAAGCUUCUGGAUUUAUUUGAGAAGGGAAUCACAAGGCAUAAAGCUUCUUUAAACCGAGUAUUUCAAGUAUAUGGUUGCAUCAUAACUAGCAAAGACAUGGUUGCGCAUAAAGAUGCUACUAAAGCCUUUGACAAGGGUGACUACUACGCACAUCCUGAAAAUUACAAUCCUAUUUUUCAUGAGAAGAUAGCUCCAUAUGUAUCUGUAAUUGUUAACUGCAUGUACUGGGAAAAACAUUUUCCACGAUUAUUGAGCACCUUGCAACUUCAAGAUCUGGCAAGAAAGGGAUCUCCAAUUGUUGCUAUAAGUGAUCUGACUUGCGACAUCAGAGGCUCCAUCGAGAUUGUCAACCAGACCACAUCAUUUGACUCCCCCUUCUUCAGGUGUUGGUUUCAUCUGAUCUGAUAUUACUGUUAACAGUUUUCUAGCUGAUUUUUUCCAGGUGUAAUCUCUGCAGUAAUUCUUUCUUGAUUGUUGGUUAAUGGUCGCGGGUUUCAGAUACGAUCCAUUGAAUGAUUCAUACCAUCAUGACAUAGAAGGAAAUGGAGUUAUAUGCUCAGUUGUUGACAAUUUUCCAACGGAGUUGACAAAAGAGGCAUCCCAUUACUUUAGUGGCAUUCUUCGUGGAUUCGUUGGCGAUUUAGUUUCAAUGCAGGAGAUUUCAGAAUUGCCUGCACAUUUGAGACGGGCUUUUAUUGCCCAUGGAGGAAAACUUACUCCCUCAUAUGAAUAUAUUGCACGAAUGCGAAACUCUGCCUCGUCAUAACCUUUUUAACAUCUCAUUCAUCUGGGUCUACAUUGGAAACAAAGAUUACCGGCCUUCAUAGUCUUCUAGCCACAAUAUGAUUAGUGUUCUUUCUCUGCAAUGUCAAUAAUUAAUUUUCUUUAGGUGUAUAAUCCAAAGAAGAUUAGUGUUCCAAAUUCUAAUAAGAUUUUUAGGAGUUAAUUCAUGUC